Messenger RNA from Helobdella robusta, 372 nucleotides. RefSeq lists its product as hypothetical. The transcript has a single exon. The coding region runs from base 1 to 372 and encodes 123 amino acids. The record is from RefSeq and is a predicted model, not a curated record. Lineage: Eukaryota; Metazoa; Annelida; Clitellata; Rhynchobdellida; Glossiphoniidae.
AUGUGUUUAAUCGAUAAUGAGCUCUUAAAAGUUGAAAUAUUCCAUCACGACUCUUCCGGAUUAUUUCCUUCGUCUAAAAAAUGUAGCAAGCUCCCCUACGUGAGAAAUAAAUUUCUGAAUGAUACAUGCCCAAUUUGCAUGGAACAGUUUACAGAGACAUCAUUCGUCCGAGAAUUGAAGUGCAGACACACGUUCCACGUAAAUUGCAUGAAGUACUGGUUCAAAGAAAAGACGCACUGCCCGUGUUGUCGAAGAGACUUUGCAGUUACCGCGCAGUUAACAACCUGCUACAACCAUAGGACUCUCUUUACAAAAACUGGCAAGAAGAUCAUUUCAGUGACGCUAUUCACUGGAGCUGAAAUUGUUCAAUGA